Molecule: messenger RNA, 1548 nt
Organism: Dermatophagoides farinae (American house dust mite)
Lineage: Eukaryota; Metazoa; Arthropoda; Arachnida; Sarcoptiformes; Pyroglyphidae
Product: 5-methylcytosine rRNA methyltransferase l(2)10685
Biological process (GO): rRNA methylation
Cellular component (GO): mitochondrial large ribosomal subunit
Molecular function (GO): RNA methyltransferase activity
Source: RefSeq, a predicted model, not a curated record
AAAUUUCUGUCACGAGAUGACACUACUGAUCAAACACGUGUUUAUUGAUUCAUUUUUUGUUGUUGAUAUUUGUUUCAAAAAUCAAUAAAAUGUUUGGUUCAAAUUAUCGAAGAAUAAAAAGUUUAUCACAAAUUCCAACCCGUUUUAGAAGCAAUAAUCAUUUUUUUAAAGGUAAAAAUAAAGUCUAUAAUACUGAACUGGCAUUACGUCAUUUUGAUAGUUUUUAUUCAAAAAUUUACGGAAAUCAAUGGCAAUCAAUACGUUUAGGACUACUGUCACCGAAAAAAUAUGCAGCUAUUGUGAACAACUUUGUUGAUUUUGAAUCAAUUGAGAUUGAAUUACGUCAACUUGGUGCAUAUAAUCUACGAUAUAUUUAUGAUAAAAAUUUACGAAAAAUUGUUAAACAAUUGAAACAAGAUGAAUUUAUUAAAUCUAGAAAUGUAAUGGCAGUUAAUAAUAGUAAUCAUAAUGAAUCGAUUGUCAUGCCAUCUGAAUUGGAAUAUACAGAAUCUGAAACUGAAAACAUUGAAGCUUUUUUCACUGAUGUACAAGAAUCUGAAUUGGAACAUAACCAGGCAUCGAUGCAUUUGGAUCUAAGUGAAUUUGUGCCUGUAACUGAAUUAAAAUAUCGUGAAGAAGUAAUUGAUGAUCACGAAUAUUUUCAAUUCUAUGACAUGAAUCAUGAAUUACAUAUUGAUCGUGUCCAGCAAAAUGAGCUGGAAAUGCCAGUUUUAUUGAACCUUUAUGUAUUUCGUCGAAACGAUUUUACACAGUUUCCUGCAGCACGUUUGUGUGAAAGUAAUUUAUUCAAUUAUUAUCUAAUUGAUGGUUCAUCAGCAUUGCCGGUUCUAAUCAUGGAUAUUAAACAAGGAGAUUUCGUUGCUGACUUUUGUGCCGCGCCCGGUGGUAAAUCAUUGUUAAUGUAUCUACAGUUGAAAAAUUGUCGAUUGUUUCUAAAUGAAAUGUCCGAAUCAAGAUUUGAUCGACUAAAAAAUGUUUUCCGAUCAUUCAUACCGAAAGAUAAAAUCAAAGAUUCCAUCAUAUUCAGUCAUUCGGAUGCCAAUCAUUUACGGCAAUAUGAUAGAUUUGAUAAAAUUCUAGUCGAUGUGCCAUGUACAAAUGAUCGUCAUGCAAUCUAUGUAAAUGAAAACAAUAUUUUCUCAACAAGACGUAUGAAUGAAAGAAUACUUAUUCCAAAUAAACAAUUGGAUAUUCUAUGUGAAGCACUUAAAUCGGUUAAAAUUGGCGGCACUGUUGUUUAUUCUACUUGUAGUUUGUCACCAAUACAAAAUGAUGGUGUUGUACAUAUGGCACUCAAACGACUACAACAACAACAACCAAUGUUAGAAUUUUCCAUAGUUGAUCUAAAAGAAUCAUUGCGACCAUUUCGUACAAUGUUUCAAUUUGAUUUUCAAUUCAAAUACGGUACACAAGUAUUGCCAAAUAUUUGUACAAAUUUUGGUCCAAUGUAUUUUUGUAAAAUUGUACGCAAAGCAUAAUAAUUAAUAAAUACAUAAAUAAAUUUUAUCAUCAUUAAACAAGAAUUUU